AUGGCACGACUCGCUUGCCAAGACGAAGUCCAAAUGACAACCAACGACCAACUCGCUGUGUUGGUCGCGGCGCUCACAGCCCCCGACGGACAGACGAGCCGUCCCCAGCAGAUACGCCGCCGUCUCUUCAACACAAACCCUACGGCAACUGGAGUCGACCACGUCUCCGAUGACUCGGAGCCUAACGAAACCCUUCUCGCAGACGCUCCCCCAGAAAGUUCAGAUCUUGCAACAAUACGCGAGAUCGCAGAACUCAAACUCAGCCUUCAACAGAUGAGCGAGAAGAUCCACCAAGUAACCAGCGUGGCUCCACAAAUCGAGAGCGUACUCGCCGCAACCUCGCGUACUCCUUUUACUCGCGCGCUAACUAGCGUGCAACUCAGAAAGAUAGAGAAGCUACGCCUACCUGAAUAUAAGCCCGGCGGAGACCCGGUGGAGCAUAUGACAGCUUUUAACAUCGCGAUGGCGCGAGCUCGACUCCCUGACGAUGAAAGGGAUGCAGGUUACUGCCAGCUGUUCGUUGAGACUCUCCACGAGCAAGCCCUGACUUGGUUCUCCCAGUUGGAGGAGAACUCAAUCGGAUGUUUCCGCGACUUAUCAGCAGCUUUUCUCAAGACAUACAUCAUGUUCACAAAGCGCAGCGCCACCGCCUCGAGCUUAUGGAACCUCAACCAGAAGAAAGACCAGAGCCUGCACGAGUACAUGGAGAAAUUCAAAGCCGUGGUGUCAAAGAUUGAAAUCCCAGACGGGAUCGCCAUCGACGCUCUGCGCAACACCUUAUGGGUUCACUCUAAGUUCCGAGAAGACCUAUACCAGAACCCAACUACGUCGCUCCAAGACGCUAUCGCGCGCUCCGAUAACUUCAUCAGGAUGGAAGAAGACACCAAUGCAAUUCUCAGCAAGAUGAGCACGCUCAAGGCUCCAGCGGGUAAAAACGCUAAUACGAGACAAGAACCGCGCCAGCACGCUCCGAACGACAAAAACAGUCGCAAAGACGGAUACAUGUAUGUCGUCAACGAGAAUAACGUGCCGAUCUCCACUCUCGUAGUUCGCGGAGAAGGGUGGAACAAGUGGGCAAAAGAGCUUGAGUCGCCCGACAAACCGGUCGACACUUUUUGCACCACCCAACCUACAGCGGGAGCCGGGUCAGCAGCGGGGCCUUCCAGGACCGUCGAUCUCACCAAGCAUUGCAAAUAUCACGACGUCAAGGGACAUGAUACCACAAAAUGCAAAUCACUCUACGCGCAUUAUCUCUCGUCCCUUGCGAGCGGCGAAUUUAAGUUCGAACCUUUGAAAGCUAAGCCAAAGAAUGGCAAGAGUUGGAGUACGAACAAGGAAAGGAGAGCCCAACGCAAAGCCACCAGCAAAGGUCGACAAAGCGACACUCAACGACGAGAUGACGAGGAGGAAACCCCGAAGGAUAACGGUGAGGGAGACUCCUCAGCCGACGAAGAGCACCCAGCUAAUCGCAGACGCAUCAAGGUUAUACUCUCUCAGCAAUCUUUGUCGUCCGAAGACGAUAACGACGAUGCACCUGUACUCGGAGAUCUGAGGGACGUCCUGAAACGGAAGUUCGAAUCCGAAAAUGAUAGUAGUCCCAAGCACAAUGAUCUCCGGAUGAUGCUGAAUACACGCAAGUCUCGACGUAUCUCGACAAGCAACGCUAACACCAACGAAGGGCCAAUCAGCGACCUCCGAGACAACCUCAACGCUGGCGUAUGCGACCUUCGCAUACAACUCAACCGUUAG
Molecule: messenger RNA, 1749 nt
Organism: Brassica rapa (field mustard)
Lineage: Eukaryota; Viridiplantae; Streptophyta; Magnoliopsida; Brassicales; Brassicaceae
Source: RefSeq, a predicted model, not a curated record